UUUAAUAUUAUUAGAAGUUUUUAAAAAUAAAAUGGCUAUGCUGGCAGAACCACGUCGCCGCAAACGGUACAAUUUGUGCCCGCGCGGCAAGGCCCUGUACGAAGAUGAUGCUCGCUUUGGCACCAAAAUGCUCGAGAAAAUGGGAUGGUCCAAAGGAAAAGGUCUCGGCGCCAACGAGGACGGCCAACGGGACUUCGUUCGUGUUCGCUUGAAGAACGACGCUGAAGGAUUGGGCUUCGAGGCAAGAGAUGAUCAGUGGACCGUUCAUGAGGAGGGCUUCAGUGGACUCCUUAAAUCGCUCAAUGGUGGCACUGAUGAAACCAAUGGUACAAACGGAGCGGCCUCCGCAUCUGAAGAUGAGGCUAGACCAAUGGGGUUUGGGUUUAAAGCCGCAGAACCAGAAGAGCCGCCCAAAAAGAAGCUCAAAGAGAGGAUCAGUGGCAUAUCGCUGGAGGAGGCGUCAAAGGCGAGCAAGGCGCGUGUGCACUACAAGAAAUUCACACGGGGGAAGGAUUUAUCGCAGUACAGCGAAAAGGACCUGGCCAAUAUAUUCGGAAAAAAGGCCACCGAAGAGAUUGACGCACCAGUAAAGAUCGAACUAACUCAAGUGGAGGAAAAGGAGAUAAAUCCCAAUUUUAGUGGUGUGACAACAGUAGCCACUGGGCUUUCUGUCCAUGAUUACUUCAAACAAAAAUUGGAAGCCAUGAAAAAUAAGAUCAAAAAUGGAAGUGGAAAUACCCUUACGCAAAGCCCUGGCACUGAUGAGGAGGUCCAGACAGAGAGCGCCCAAAGUGAGCCUAUAAAAAAAAAGAAGAAAAAGAACAAGGAGAGAACGGCCAAAGUGCCUGCUGAGGAGGAAGAAAAUGUUGAGCCUAAGCAAAAGAAAAAGAAGUCGAAACGUGCCUCCGACCAACAAGUUGAGCAGUCAGAUACAACUGCUGAAGACAAACCAGUGGAAGUAGUAUCUUUAGAUGAAACGUCUUCCAAAACUAAAAAGAAAUCAAAGGAAACGAAGGAAACCAUUGCAAAUGUUUUAGAAGAGUCCUUAAAGAAGAAAAAGAAGUCAAGGAAAGACAAGAAAGUCGCCGAGACCAAGGAGGAUGCAGAAUCCGAAGCUGCGACAGCCGUUCCAGAUGACUCUGAGAAUACCUCUCCGUCCAAGAGUAAAAAGAAGAAAAGAUCGAAAGAAACAGUUGAUAGCCUUUCAGAGCCUGUGGGGGAGGAAACAAACAAAGCCUCGGGCAAUACGCCAGAAGAUAAAAACGAAUCCCCAGAAGCACCACUAAAAAAGAAAAAGAAGUCGAAGAAAGUCGUGGAGGAAGAGGAGCAAUCAGUGACGCCUGUUCUCGAUAAAGCUGAAAAAUCCUCCAAGAAAAAGAACAAGUUGGGUCGCGAUGUACCUGAAGAUUCUGCCCCAGCAGCUGACACAGGAAAGAAGCACAAGGACUCAGUAAGUGCUGAACCCAAAUCAUCCGGCGAUAAAAGCGAUCAAUCAGCCGAUGAAGAUCAGCAUGAGGAGCUCUUAUCUCUGGACGAAAUAAAAGAAAAAAUCAAAUCAUUCAAUAUUUAUACCAUCUCUCAAUUUUGCGCAGACAAAUUCCAAAUGUUUGAUAUGAAUGCGUUUCGAGAAUCGUCGCUGGCUGAAAUAACAGGCUACGGGUGCAGCGCGAACAUGGAGUUGAGGGUAGAGGAGAUGAAGAACGACGACAAGCGAAUUAUGGACCUUUGGAAGAAUGAAUCGUAUGCUAGCUAUAAGAAAUCUGACAGAUUUACAAACACCAGAUAUCCGAAUCAGGUGAAGCGCACGACGCUACGGGCCGUGAAGAAAAGAUUCGCAUUUCAGGCCAUUUGAUUAGGGCAAAACGAAAUAUAUGUAAUUCAACGUUAUUCUUAAUACGAUUUGUUUGUACAUAAACAACUUAAUUAAGUUUAUUUUAAGCUUCAUGGUCUACAUUUUAAUGUGUAACGCCGAUAAUUAAACUGAACUACAUAUGCCCCGCAAA
Molecule: messenger RNA, 2003 nt
Organism: Drosophila persimilis
Lineage: Eukaryota; Metazoa; Arthropoda; Insecta; Diptera; Drosophilidae
Product: PIN2/TERF1-interacting telomerase inhibitor 1
Exons: 2
Coding region: 32-1852 (606 amino acids)
Biological process (GO): regulation of ribosome biogenesis
Cellular component (GO): nucleolus
Molecular function (GO): telomerase inhibitor activity; nucleic acid binding
Source: RefSeq, a predicted model, not a curated record